GUCAUUACCGACAACCCCCGCCCGCAUGUACAGGGUAAUUUCCCCCGUAAAGAACAAAGCGAACCAAAGGGUACAGCCACCGUGGUGUGCAUGUGACUGAGCCGGGGGAGGGGCUGUCUGUCCCGUGUGUUGUACCGUGGAACACCGAGUUCCAGUGCGCGUAGGUCGGCUGCAGAGAAAGACACGCCUCGGUGAAGCUCAGGCCAGGACACGGAACGGACUACUGCGGAAAAGAAACAGACAGAGCUACUUCACUGAUGUCAAUUUUGUUAUAAUCGAGACAAGUUGAGGAACAAAUCACUGUGAGUUCAAAAGAAGCAAAGAUGACAACCAAGAGAAAGGCACCAACCAGACCUGGCAACAUGAAAUCUGGAGAGUUUCAGACAGAAGCUGAGAGGGACUCUGGGUUUUCAGAUGCGAGUUCAGAGCAUCUGAGCUCCAUAGACCCCACAGACUCUGAGGACUCGCCCGGGCCUGUCCAGCCAAGUUCCAGCCCAAAGGGGUCCUCCUCAAACCCAGGGACCCUCACUGUGGUCGGGGGCUCCUACUCCAACCUGUCCCCGAUGAUCAUCAUGAACAACGUAGUGCUCAAACAGCCUGGGGACCCUCCACCUGCCCUAAAGCCCUGGAGGUUCAGCCCCACGAUGGAGGUGGUUCAGCCGGUGGUCCAGCAGCCUCAAGUGGUCUUCCUCCAACCGGUCGUGUCCCACCAAACCUCGUCUACAUCCAAAACUGCCAACAAACAUCGGCGCUCCAAAAAAUACCUCCCAAUCUUGAAAUCGUACCCCAAAAUCGCACCCCGAGACACCAGUAGCUCAUCAGGCAGGGGGACUUCUUCUUCAGCUUCUUCCAUAUCCUCUGGCUCUUCCACUAUGACGGACAGGAGUAGCCAAAGCUCUACAACAGAAAAAUUGCAAAGAAAUCAUAGCAGCGCUGUCCAAAAUACUUUGUCAAAUCUUCCACUAUCUCAAAGUACUGUUUCACCUCUGCUAAGAAAACAGCUUUCUCUUCCUUCAAUUGAAACAACCAGCAGUGGAGUUUCCAGUGACAAUCAAGUAGCAUUAGGAAGGUCAUCAGAACUUCCUACACCUUCAUCUUUUGGUUUUAAUCCCAAAAAUCAGCCUGUACAAAUUCAACCACCUGAUCCAGAGACUGCUUCAGCUGCGCAACUUGAAAACGAAGGUGACGACGAUAUUCGAAGGAAGCGAUUCUGCAACACGUAUAACAUUUUGAGUAAAUCGGGGUUGCUCGAUAUCACCCUUCGCACCAAGGAGCUGCUUCGUCAAAACAAACGCACCCAAAGCGACAUAGACCGGCUAAAGGAGCAAACUGACCUAUUUUUGCAAAUGCUGCAAAGUGGGGACACCAGCCUCUGUGUGAAACUGCAGACGAGUCUACAGGAGGAGGACAAGGAGAGGGAGGGAGAGGGGGAGAGAGGGGAGAGAGGGGAGAGAAGUUAACAAUGAUGUCUGAACCAUUUUGACAUGUGAUCCUGUACUGUAGAAAGGGAUGAACAAUAGAAAUGAGAAAAGACCCUGCUGUAAACAAAGGAGGAUCUGAAGUGGUAGUAAUAUUAAUCUUGAUCUGAAAUGGGGCUGUGCAGUGGAUGAAAGUAGUUGCUGCUCAGAAUUGUGUCCAAUUUUAAAGCACCCUCGCUCCACAACAAGAAGGUUCCAGGUUUGAUCCCCUGGGUUUUUCUUGGUGUAGUCCAUGUUUGGGUGGGUUUCCUUCAGACUCUAGUUUACAUGAUCAACCCAAAACAUGCAUAAUUGGUAAAGUAGUCCUUACCAAGACUAGCUCAAGAUCUGGACAACUGCUCUUGACAAGUUGACCCAAAGGCAUUGAAGGAUGGGUCAAAUGCAGAGGAAAAAUGGUCCCUACGAAGUCAAUAAUCUGUACCUUACCUUACAGAAGAUUGGUUGUGGACUUCUAAAUUAUAAAACACUAAAGCUGUUUAUUUACAAUUGGAGAUGACUGAAUCUCAAUUAAACAGUAAAGCAAGUACAUUUUUAAUCAUUAAUUGUUAAUAUAGGUAAUUAUAAUGUACUCUAGGCCUAUAUUUAUUGUUUUUACAAGAUGAAAAGCCUAUCAGAAUUACCAUGCUACUGCUACAUUGUGGCAAAUACUGAUAAAAAGAGUAUAAGUGAAAAAAUUUGACUUAUAAUUAUGGCUUGAAUAAAUUAUUUUAUCUCACUAAAGUAUAAAUUGUUUUCCAAAUUCUAAAGCCUUAAUUCUCCUUAACAAUUUAUAUAUAGUGAAAUUAGUCUACACCUCAAUUCAAGAUUAAUAUUCUGAAUUUAACUUAUUUUAAAUGUUUUCUUUCUGGAGUGCAGCGUGUUAAUGAGACAGGACUUUACGGGGAGUUGUGAAGCCGGCUUGGACAGAUGGACUGAAGUAUCGUGUUUGAAAAUACCAACCCAACCCCCACCCAAGCACCUACCCCAACACAGAGGGUACUGGUGUGGCCUACUUCUACUAUUACUGACGAACCAGACUGACCUAGAACAUAAGAAAGUACUCAGUUCAUAAAAGGGAUGGGAUUGUUAAAAUUGAAAGCCAAAAUGACAUUAGAGGUUCUAUAUUAUGCUAAACUUCUCCUUUUUUUUUGAGAAUUGAAAUCUUAUGUUUACUUUAUCGAAACUAUCCCUGAAGGUUUUUCAUGUGCUAAUGUUUGAGAUGUGUUUUGAGUUAAUAUGUACAAAUCCUGAAUUAUCCUUUAUAUAUAAAAAAAAAAGUUUCUGUACCUGAUUUUUACAGUCUUUUACAACAUGAAAAACAGAACAUACAAAAGAAACAGGUACAAGGGCCUUUGAUUUCCGUUACUUAAAAAAGUCUAAAUAAUACAUAAUAUAGGACUUUUUACCACAAAUUGACUUGAAAAAAUUGCACAUUGAGUGUAUAUUGUUUUGUAAAUUAUUUAAGUGCCAAUGAUGACAACACUGCAAAAACAUAUGGACCGUAUAAGGUUUGUGUAUUUGGGCGGUUAAGGUCAAAUAUCUAUAAAGCCUUAACCAACUGCACAUUGUCAGCUCCACAAUAUAGCACUUACUAGGGAUGGGCAUUCGAUGAAAUUUUCUUAAUCGAUCGUCGGAAGAAUUAACGAUCGAUUAUCGAUUAAUCAUUAACGUUUUUAUAUUAAAAUGAUCAUCAUUAUUAUUACUAUCUGCACUACUAAUCUACAUAAAUAAAUUCAACUUUACGACAUAUAAACCGUAACCACUCUAGAGCCACAUCGAUCCGUUUGACAUUAUAAUGUGUUUAAUUCAGUUUUGCGCAACUCUCACAGAAACAAAACUUAAAACCGCAUCGCUAAUUUGCAUAAACUAAGCGAAGAUAAAACUGCAGCUCUUGUGUCGCUGAUGCGGUUCAAUUUCUGUUGGAUUAAAAGACAUGACUCAGGUGAAUACAGGUUAGUGUGACCAUAUUUGUGUUUGUCAAAACCAGGACACCGUACGGGGGGUAGGAGGUGGGGACUCGUCAUCGACAUUGCGCGACUCUCACCUGGUGAAGCUUUUUCCCACUGGACACCGAGACAUAUGUUCCUGCUUUAUACACUGUGCACAUGGACUCACACUUGUCCCGAACGCAACAGAAAGCGUGGAAUUUCUUGUACAAGUCAUCGUUAAAUACGCAUUUGUGCUUUGGUACACUGCAGACUGACCGACUGUUUGUGUCUCGCUCCUGAGUGCAGAGAGACAUGUACAGACCCCUUUUUGGUCACGCUACGCACAGCAACCUACAUUCGGUUUGUCGAUUAAAAUUAACGUAAUCGAUGUAAAUUCUUAAUGAUCAAUUAUCGAUUAAUCGAUUAAUCAUGCCCAUCCCUAGCACCUACUACUCAAGACAUUUUGCUACUACAAUCGUUAAUCAAUAGCCUGUAUAGAUUUAUAUGUUUGUGAUGGUGGGUUGAUUUGAGGACAAUACUAAUCCAGGGUUGGGCAUUACAGACAAAAAUACAACUUGAAUCUGUUUUAAUUAAUGAGUGGAUUUUUGUAACUCAAAAUAUGUAUGUUGACUAUACUAAAUAUUUUUUGAUCACUUUUGCCAUUUAAAUAUGUUAUGUUAAAUGAACUCAUAUAGUUUAAAUCCUUGUCUUGAAACAAGUCAAGGUCUUGAAACUUAAAUUAGUUGCUGUGUGUUGACAACACAGAAAAAUGUAUAAAUUUAAACACAGCUUUUUUUUUUAAAUACAAAGUAACAUAAACUCUGUAUUUCAGCUCAGUGGGUAAUGCAGUGGUUUAAGGGUCAACCCACCAACUGGGCAGUUGCUGGUUCAAACCGUUAUUGUGUUUUUGGGCCUUUGAGUAAGGCAUAUAUACUUGCAUUGUUUACUUACUCCAUUUAUUUAACAUCUUAGCAGCUUUACAUAUUAUUUAAAAUGUAAAACAAAUACUCAUAACACAGUAUUUCCUUUUAUUGCCCAGCCCUGGACUAAAGUAACUGUUUAGUCUUGCUUGUCCCAUAAUGUUGAUGUAAUUUAAACUAUUUUUGAUUUUGUAAGACAUAUUUUGAAUGUUCCAUGGGCCUUUUGCCAUUGUUUAAAAUUAUGUGCCUAAAGUUAUUGUUUUUCUGUCUAUUUUCUUUUGGUGUCAUCCCUUUACACUUUGAAUCUACAAUCUUCUGAAUGGCAGCUUGAACACAAGGCAAUUGGAAUUACUCCAGUCAAACUCAAUGACCCUUUGAUGACCAGCUUAUCCUAUUUACAAACAGUCUAGUAGGUGUUAAAGCUAGGGCUGGGUGAUGGUCAGAAUGAAACUGAACUGAAAUAAUCAUAUUUUGUGGUUUGUUUGUUUUUUGUUUCGCAUCUUGGAUAUUUCAGAAUUGCUUUAAUUGAGCUCUGACACUGGAUAAACAAAAAUGAAAUUCAAAAGAUGCAUUUAUUUUUUAUAAUCUUGUGCAUUGUAACAGCAAAGCAAAUUAAUCAGUCGAAAUCACCAGUUAACCAGUGUUAUAUGUUUUGUUUUGCUGCUGCUUUUUUUUUUUUUUUACAACUACGAUAACCUCAUUUACAGUGUUGACCUAAACUGCUGUAAAGGAUGCUCUUAAUAAUUCACAAAAAAAAAAAAAAAAAAAUCCAACACUUUUCCAAUUGGUUAAAAUAAUAAUAAAAAGUUAAAUUAACAUUAUUUAUUACCCAGCCCUAAAAGUAUGCCUUAUUUAAUUUCAGUUUUAUGUUGACUUCUCUGAAUUCAAAAAGGCAGCUAUGGUGGCUCACAAGGACAAACUUUAUUUUUGUGAGUGCUUUGCUGAAUAUGCUUGGCGCUGUUUGUGACAAACAAAUAAACACAACUAAAACACAAACAAAAUGCAAAUUUGUUUUUUUAUUUUCUACAUUGUUUUACACCAUCUCCAGUUAUGACAGUUAUGACCACUUGUUGCUCGUGUUUAUAUUUAAAUAUGAUUUGUGAUUUUUUUCUCUUAUUAAAUGCCUCAUGAAGAACUGCUUAAA
Boleophthalmus pectinirostris (great blue-spotted mudskipper) is the source of this 5449-nucleotide messenger RNA. It is a transcript of the gene cipcb, whose product is annotated as CLOCK-interacting pacemaker b. Gene Ontology annotation, cellular component: nucleus. Gene Ontology annotation, biological process: negative regulation of DNA-templated transcription; negative regulation of circadian rhythm. The record is from RefSeq and is a predicted model, not a curated record. Lineage: Eukaryota; Metazoa; Chordata; Actinopteri; Gobiiformes; Gobiidae.